AUGUCGCGCUCACGAUCGAGGUCCAGCGCUGGCAGCGACCAGCGAGAUCGCCUCGAGCCGCAAUUAAUCCGCGCCGCUGGGAAUAACGACAUCCAAGCUAUCAAAAAUAUUUCGCGGCUCGCUGAUGAAAAGGGGCAGCUGAACCCGGCUUUUCUGUGCCUUGGAUUGAUGAAAGCUUGCGAACGGGGCUGUUUAGAAGCCACGCAAUAUCUGCUGAAAGAAGGCGCGAGCGUUGAACCAGCGGCCAGCUGGACUACGCCUCCUGUCUAUCGUGCCGUGGACCACAACCAUGUCCAGAUUGUUAAGCUGUUACUCGACGCAGGCGCUACACUGGAUUUCCGAGAUAAAAACGGUCGUACGGCGUUAAUGACGGCAGCCUGGAAGAACCAAUGGCAUGUCCUGCAGCUCCUCAUCUCGCGAGGUGCCGACGUGAAUGUGAAGGACAACGAGAAUCGGAAUAUCCUGCAUAAUUUGGGCGCAGACAAGGAAUGCGUCUGGGGCGACGAUGUUGUCAACUUGCUAUUGCGGACAAACUGUGAAUUGGAUGCGCGAGACAAACUCGGCCGGACUCCCUUGCACUGGGCUUGCACCACUGGGAAGACGCAUUUCGCCAAGUUACUGCUUUCGCGACCGCAAGGCUGCCCUCCAGGUUAUAUUGAUGACACAGAGCUUCGGAAUAAGACGGCCCUCCAUCUCGCAACUGCCCAUGACCGGGAAGAUGUCAUUGAGCUGCUUCUGAAAUACGGAGCGGAUGUGAAUGCGCGCAGUGAUGGAGGCUGGACGGCUCUGCACAAUGCCUGUGACAAAGGCUGCGAAAAGAUUGUCCGUAUAUUACUGGAAGCCGGCGCGGAGCUUAACAGCCAGCUACUGAACGGAAUGACCCCCUUGCACUUGGCUGCGCAGGCUGGCCAUACAGACGUAGUUAAUUGCUUGUUAGAACAGCCGAAUCUACGUAGACGUACGCGGGACACAUUCGGCAGCACACCAUUUCUACGCGCAGCUCAGUUCAAGCGAAAGGAUAUCGUCCAGCUGCUAGCUCCUUUCAACCAUGUUGAAGCCCUUUCCGAGGAUGCUGUUGGGGCUUGCAAGGGGUUUGAAGCGACUAUUGUAGACUUUGGCAAUUUCCACAACGAGAACCGAGUCAAAAAGGUAUCGGUAUACGAGUUGCUUUAUGGACGAGAUCCGAAGAAGCCCGACAAACAGGCAAUUCCCACGCAGCCUAUGAACGUCAAAGCCAGCGAAUUCCGAUGGAUACAUCUGCCUGCCAACAACAUGGCUUGGGUCGAAGCUCUGAUGACGAAGGCGUUUAUCGAAGAAGGUGCAAGCGAUAUUGAAGGAUUCAAAGGCUUGGAGAAGUCAUUUACUCAUCAGCAUCGUGGACAACGGCCUCACUCACAUUUCAUGAGACCAUUGUGUCAGAGUACUCCUCGUUCAGUAAGAAACAGGGAGGAUGAGCCCGAAAAGGACGAAGAACAACAACAACAAGAACAAGAAGAAGAAGAAGAGAGGACAGAGAAUGCCUUACCUCGACUGGUGAUAAACGGCCCCAUGGUUCCAAAACAACCUGAGAGCUCGCCAACUACCUUGAAGAAGCGCGAAACGGGCUUGAGCAAGUCCUCUCAGUCUCAAGAUGACGAUAACGCUUCAGGACGGAAACCAAAAGCCAAACGCAACAAAAGUGGCAAAGAUACAAGCAAGAGCGAGAGAAACAGACCGAGCAACAAUAACUCCGGUAAACACACGAAGGCGUCUGCGCUGAAUCUGGCCAAGGACUCGGCUUUUGCUGCCAAAAGUAACAUCUGCGUCUUCAUGCCAUAUCUGCAUUUCGAAACCACUCAAAGCCAACGGAAAAUGCAGGAGACAAUCCGCCAGGCAGAAGCGUUAGUGUCUCGCCCAGGAUUAUCAAGAACACCAACCAGAGACGAGAUGUUGAUUCGCGCGCAUAUUAAUUCGUCAACGGCAUCUCUGCAUGUCCGCCGAACCUUAGACCAGUUCUUUUAUCCUAACAUCGACACCGAGACACGAGACAGUGACCAGGUGGUUUAUCGCUAUCAGAAAAGAUGGUCGGACCACAAAGCAAAGGAUCCCAAAAUCUUCAUGGUAGAUCAACUGUGGAUGUGGAUACUCGGUCAAAACCUGAUUGUGACCAGCUUCCCCCAGCGAUGGGAACAACCAAAAAAUGAUCCUCUCAACGUGCUAGACGGUAUAAUCGAGGACAUCAAUUCCAAGACGCGGGAGCCAGUGCGGUCAGUUUACGAGCUGGCUACGGUCAUCAGCGCCCGCUGCUCUGGAAUCUUUGAUCGGCACCGUAUAGGCGACGAGGAUUAUCAAUUCCUGGACAUGUUUGAAUCGUGUAUUGGUACGGCGACAGACUGCGAGACUGUUCUAUUCCGUGAGUUCAACAUUGCAUCUGCGCAGGCUUCCAUGUGGCUCAAACACCGCCGAACAUCGAAGCCAUCAUUUAUUAUGGACGGGCUGUCUCAAAGCAAACAGCCGGACGGAAUCGAGAGAGAGGAGGGUGACGAAAACCGACACAAGGAAGAAGAGGAUGGCCAGCCCCUGUUUGUCGACAAACUGUUGGAUAUCGGCCAGGAAACAGAUCUCCUAGCCGAAGCGAAAGAUGUACGUGACGAGCUGAACAUGAUUCGCACGGUGCUCGAAUACCAAAAGCAAGUACUCGUCGACCUUCAGGAUGCGAUAUGCGAGAUCUACUUUGAAGAGAACAAAUCCCAAAGCGACAUCAAAAAGAAGUUCCGAGAGCAGCAGAGAAUCAUCGAAAUGCACGUGAAAGACGUGGAUCGCAUGGACAAACAAACGGAGCGAAUCUACGACUCCAUCACAGAUCUGCUCGACCUGAAGCAAAAACAUGCCAACGCAUUUGAAGCCCGCUUCGCUCGCGACCAAGCGGCGGGGACUGCUCGUCAGGGGAAAACAAUCAUGAUGUUCACGAUUGUGACCAUCUUCUUCCUGCCAUUGUCAUUUAUUGCAUCGUUUUUCGCCAUCAACGUAGCAGAAUUCCCACAUUCAGAUGGCAACACCAACCUCCCGCUCUCCUACGUGUCAAAGUAUAUCUUCGGCAUUGGAUUCUCCAUUUCAAUUCCCCUGAUUCUCCUCGCGCUUUCAGUCGACGAUAUCCGGUACGGAAGCCGGGAAGCAUGGCGACGCAUCCGCCAAUGGCAUCUUGGACACAGUAACAAGAAAAGGAGCCAUAAGACCAGCGAUAAGAGACAGAGCAACAUGUUGGCCAGUCAGACAAUCGAAAUCGAGCGCAUUCUCAGUGCUGCAAAGUCCAGACGAAGCAUUGAUACAGAUGACUAUUUUGGCACGGGGCUGCUCCCUGUUGCGACGAAGAAUACAAUACAUAGUGCUGUGCCUAGAUCGUCGACGCAUACCUAUCGAUCGAUGGGGAAUAGGAACAUCGAGAGAUGA
Messenger RNA from Talaromyces atroroseus, 3429 nucleotides. RefSeq lists its product as hypothetical. The record is from RefSeq and is a predicted model, not a curated record. The transcript has a single exon. Gene Ontology annotation, cellular component: membrane. Gene Ontology annotation, molecular function: protein binding; metal ion transmembrane transporter activity. Gene Ontology annotation, biological process: transmembrane transport; metal ion transport. Lineage: Eukaryota; Fungi; Ascomycota; Eurotiomycetes; Eurotiales; Trichocomaceae. Bases 1 to 3429 code for a protein of 1142 amino acids.